ACAUUCAUAUUGGACUUCUGGCUUACCAUAGCUUGGUACGACACAAGAUUGAGGUUUCCGAGUAACAGUGCUCGAGAUGUUCGUUUGCUCGACAAGAACUGGUUUGAUGAAAUUUGGAAACCUGAUGUCAUCAUAAGAAACGCAAGAGAAGUUGACGUGCUCGACGAAAUUGUUCCAAACCAAGCACAGAAAAUGCUUCGAGAUCAAGUG
Ilex paraguariensis (yerba mate) is the source of this 210-nucleotide messenger RNA. The record is from the annotation of a GenBank genome assembly. NCBI's taxonomy places the organism in Eukaryota, Viridiplantae, Streptophyta, Magnoliopsida, Aquifoliales, Aquifoliaceae.